Molecule: messenger RNA, 1194 nt
Organism: Ascochyta rabiei
Lineage: Eukaryota; Fungi; Ascomycota; Dothideomycetes; Pleosporales; Didymellaceae
Exons: 1
Coding region: 1-1194 (397 amino acids)
Source: RefSeq, a predicted model, not a curated record
AUGCCACACCACAAGCCAUGGACGCCUUUCGCCGCUCUCAUACCACUCCUCAGCACGACACUGGCCAUCGCAUACGCUCUCUAUAUCCUCGCCUACCCACCUCGCCACCGCAACCUCGCCUUCCUCGCUCUCUGUCUCCCCGUCGCGCUCGCAUUCAAGAACCACCUGCACCUAACGCCAUGGUUCACGACCAACGACACAUUCGGGCGAUUCCUCUACAUCUGGCUCGCACACAUGAGCCAUGUAUUCCUCAUCCUACACACCUCUUCCACCACCUCGGUACAUGAGCCAUGGAGACUUCGACUCAGAAACGCGUACAAGUUCCUCUUCGCGCGCCACCCACCUAGCACAACCUGCAACCCCAAACGUAAACCAGCGCACACUCUAACCCGCCUGCGCUUCUGCUUUCACCAUGGUAAGCAGGCAACGCUGAUGCUAGCGCUCCUCUACGUCUGGGACACGUACUUCGAUGCUCCAACCCACUCAUCCCUCCUCCGCCGCCUCCCCGCCUCGCUGAACAUAGCAGACCUGCACAUGCGCCUCGCCAUGACAAUCUCCGUGUGCGUAGCCGACAUGCUGUAUUUCGAAGCCGCGCACUCCCUCUUCGCCGUCCUGUUCGUCUGCGUCCUGCGCUUCGACGACGCGGGGGAAUGGGGGACUAGUCUCUUUGGUCGGCUGGCGGAUUGUUGGAGUGUGAGGAGGUACUGGGGGGUUUAUUGGCAUGAUUACGUGGCCGCGUCGUUUUCGGCGCAUGCGAAGCUUCUCACGAGGCAGGGGCUGCGGAUGAGGACGCUGGGUGCGGCGAGGAGGGUGCUGGAGAAUGGACUGGUGUUUGUCGUGAGUGGGGGUAUGCAUUCGGUUGUCAGGUGGGUGCAGACGGAUGGUGAGGGCGAGGUUUGGUGUGUGGCGAUUUGGUACACAGGGCAGAUUGUGGCGUUGGUGGGAGAAGGCCUGGUGGAGCAUUUGUGGUCGAAGUCAGUGGUCAGACGGUGGCUUGAGGAAAGGGUUGGAAAAGAGAAAGUGGUGACGGUGGAGAAAGUGGUUGGGUACGUGUGGGUCUUCUGCUGGAUGUUUUGGAGUGUGCCCAAGUACAUCCUCACCAGGAAUGCUUGGGAGUUGGCGAACUGGAGGAGGAGGUAUUCAGACGCUUUUGCUGGCUACAACGACAGCGUACGUGUCGAUUCAAGGAAUUAA